AUGCAUGAUUGGUCAGAUGAGAAUCGCAGGCGCAUUUUAAGCCACAUUACUAGUGCUAUGGAGAAGGGCUACUCUAAGCUUCUUCUUGAAGAUCAUAUUGUUCCUGACCAAAAUGCCGGUGCCCGAGAGACCUUACUUGAUAUGACGGUCGUGGUUUGGUGUCCGGGAAUUGAACGGACUCGCCGGCAAUGGACAGAGCUUUUGCAAUCUGUCGGACUAGUGAUCAGGAACUUCUGGCUACCAGAGGGACAUGCCAAGGGCGUUAUCGAAGCCGAACUCCUCGACGCAAGAGGUAUUUGA
Molecule: messenger RNA, 300 nt
Organism: Aspergillus luchuensis
Lineage: Eukaryota; Fungi; Ascomycota; Eurotiomycetes; Eurotiales; Aspergillaceae
Exons: 1
Coding region: 1-300 (99 amino acids)
Molecular function (GO): O-methyltransferase activity
Source: RefSeq, a predicted model, not a curated record